AUGUACAUGUAUGGACUGCACGUCAAAGCCGACUGGUGUGCCGCGCUCAAAUGUCUGAAGGAGGCUGCAGAACGCGGUAGCAUCUAUGGCAAGGGGGUCUUAUCACUCCUCUAUUACCAACGAAAAAUGUAUACAAUGGCUGCGCAGACCGCCUGUUCGCUGGCUAUGGACUCAAAUCUCAAAGCUAAGAUUAUGCGUAAACCACACCUACAAAUUUUUCCCCGACGAGGAAUGUCUGUUGCCUGCUUUGUCUACGCCUGCUGUCUUGAACGUGGCCUAGGUGUGCAAAAGGACGAAAUAAUUGCUCGAGCUAUGCAUGCACGCUCCUUUGAAAUUGACUGCGAAUUAUGCUGCCGCUUCCAAAAUAUGAUCAUUCGAGAAGAAAUUUAA
Messenger RNA from Dibothriocephalus latus, 390 nucleotides. Lineage: Eukaryota; Metazoa; Platyhelminthes; Cestoda; Diphyllobothriidea; Diphyllobothriidae. The record is from the annotation of a GenBank genome assembly.